ACUCAAACUCUUCCCCAUACAAUGUCUCCGAAUGGCCGGUUUGAUCCUUAAUUGCUCGUUCUAUAUCUUCCGCCACCGUUGCCACUUAUUCAUAACCUCCGCGAGACAAUCCAUGGCCCCGUUUCCCUAUAUAAUCGCGGUUUUUGCUUACAUCCCAGCCCCCCACAUUGGAGAAAGCUGGGACCACCCCAACGCCACCGAAAACACAAAGCUUGAAAUUCUCCUCCCCUACCACAGAGCGCCAUUCACCUAUCGGCAGCGUGCUCCACAAGCUGGGACUGACAAUGGUGGCUGCGAAGAUAUCGAUGAGAAACGUUCUCUUUGUGGUUCUUUCCCUGUGCCAUUCAGUGUUUUCAAUAACCCCCAUUUGUCGUCCUCCGUUGUAUGCGAGUCCGCAGAGGCCAUUACUUGCAUCUCACUGGGGGACCACCAACCUGGCCGGGCCUCAGGUCCAACUGGCUCAAGGCCUCGUUACAGGCGUCACUCAGAACUUCACUAUAGGUACCACUCAAAUUGGCCAGGAUUAUUUCCUGGGUAUCCCCUAUGCUCAGCCUCCAUUGGGAGAGCUGAGGUUUGCGAAACCACAACCACUUAAUGCGGAUCCGAGCCACGAGAUAGAUGCCACGAAAUACGGAAAAACAUGUUUGCAACCGAUCAUCCCAGGCAUCACGUCGGGCAACCUAACAUUGUCUGACUUGUCGGAGGAUUGUCUUUCUAUCAAUGUCAUUCGACCCUCAAAUCAAGACAAGAGUCUUCCCGUGAUGGUUUGGAUUUAUGGAGGAGCUUUUACUGUCGGCGCGUCGCAAGCAUACAAUGCCUCGGCGAUCAUCGGGCUGAGCGUUGUCCUGAACGAGCCAGUCAUCUUCGUCUCCUUCAAUUACCGUAUGAAUGCUUUUGGCUUUCUUGGUGCUCCUGAACUGGUCGAUCCUUCCAUCGGAACGCUCAACGCUGGCUUACACGAUAUGAUUGCCGCAUUGGAAUGGGUGCAGGAAAAUAUUGGCGCUUUUGGAGGAAAUAAGGAUCGAGUAACAGUGUUUGGUCAAUCGGCAGGUGCGAUGGGGAUUGGGUCUCUCCUUGUCGCUGGAGGCGGGGAUUAUGUAAAACAGCACAACUUAUUCCAGGGUGCUAUUAUGCAGAGCGGAGGUCCAGCAGGUGUCCCUACUCCCAGCCCUAAUGCAUCCGAUCUCUUACGCUGGACAAAUACCUUCGCUGAGGUAGCAGGUUGUCCCUCCUCCGGAUCCAACUCUUCGAUCAUAUCAUGCCUUCGUUCAAAACCCUCUGAACUACUUUUCCUAGCUUCUUUCCUCGUAGUGUAUUUUACUGUGGAUACCGGGGCGCUCACUGUGCUCCCUUUCACCCGAGUGAUGGAUGGUUUUUUUUUCGAGGAAGGUGCAGCAGAAGAAGUUAGAAGGGGUAAUGUAGCAACUGUACCUAUCAUUUCGGGGUGCACUCUCGACGAAGGGACGGUAUUCGCUCCCCACUCACUUAAUUCUUCGGAAGAAAUGAAGACUUAUUUGCAAGGAUUGCUUUACGCUACUGACCCGACGCCAGAACAAGGGAGCUCCUCGACAACCUUUUGAAGUUAUACCCUGAUGAUCCCACGAUUGGGAGUCCCUAUGAUCCAGUCGGGGCGAGUAAGGACGACCGAUUCUUUGGGCCGUACAAUCAAUACAAGAGGACU
Cantharellus anzutake is the source of this 1681-nucleotide messenger RNA. Its product is annotated as Carboxylesterase. The transcript is spliced from 6 exons. The record is from RefSeq and is a predicted model, not a curated record. Bases 285 to 1580 code for a protein of 431 amino acids. NCBI's taxonomy places the organism in Eukaryota, Fungi, Basidiomycota, Agaricomycetes, Cantharellales, Hydnaceae.